Molecule: messenger RNA, 565 nt
Organism: Populus nigra (black poplar)
Lineage: Eukaryota; Viridiplantae; Streptophyta; Magnoliopsida; Malpighiales; Salicaceae
Exons: 5
Coding region: 90-434 (114 amino acids)
Source: RefSeq, a predicted model, not a curated record
AAGAAGAAAAAAUUGUCAAGCAUUUUACUAGAUAUAUAUUUAUUUUCAAUUCAGAGUUACAAAGUAGGAGGAGGAAAGCAAGGAGGAGAAUGGAUGAUCAAGAAUUUGGACGCCUUCUUGAUCUCUUCCCCGUUGUCCGUCCUCGAAAUUACCAUAUUGAGACGGACACGUCAAGGCAAUCAACUUCUCGGUCAUUUCCGGAACCGGUAUUUCAGGAGGAGGAAGGUAAAAAGGAAUCCAACAAUCAACUUAUUGAUGUACAGGAUGCAUUCUGGGAGAAGCUAAAGUUGGCAGUUGAGAAGAAGGCGGGUGCAGCAGAAGCCCAGAGAUUUUGCAAGGCUUUCCAAGAAAUUCACCGGAAACUUGUAUAUGAAGAACUGAGUUUGGAUGCUGCCUGCAGCUUUAUAAACUUAUCAAAAAGCUCCGGACAAUAGUUUUUUUGCUGGCUCUGUACUUGUUCAAAUAUUGUUUGUUGAUUUGUGACCUGUUUUUGUUUUGAAGAAGUGGAAUUAACUUGAUCUUAAUUUAUUUAGAACUAAGCUGCAUGGCAUCGUUGUUUUGUUAA